CAGAACAGCCGAUGGGUAUUGCGACAGCGGGGUGAGGAGAAAGUCAUUACAAGAUUGUAUGCGGUCAAUCCAGAGGAAAAGGAGAGGUUCUAUCUGAGAAUGCUCUUGCUCAAUGUGAGAGGUGCCACGUCAUUCGACGACUUAAGAAGUGCAAACAAUGUUGUAUGUGGCACAUUCGAGGAAGCAGCAAGGGCAAGAAAUCUUCUGCAGGAUGACAGUGAAUGGAAGAAUGUGCUGAGCGAAGCUGCAAUGACAGAGACAUCUGACCACAUCAGAAAGCUGCUCGCAUACAUCUGUGUGUUCAACAGACCGCAUGAUGCACUUGGGCUGUUCAGCGACUAUGUUGACGAUAUGUGCGAUGACAUCGUUAACGAGAUAUAUGGUGAUGUUGCCAACAUGGCUGGCAGCGAAGAUCUGACGAACAGAACUAUACUCACAACAAACAACGAUGUUGCAAAGGAAAUCAAUGACAGGGUCCUUGACUUGAUGAUUGGCAACGAAGUAACAUACACGAGUGCAGACCCUAUUGUCACAGAGGACAAUGAUGUUGUUGCGAACUAUCCGCUAGAGUUUCUCAACAAGCAGCAGCCUUCAGGAAUGCCACCGCACAAGUUAGUUCUAAAAAGAGGUGCGCUGAUUAUGCUAUUGCGCAACCUUGAUCCAGCCAAUGGCCUGCUCAAUGGCACACGCCUGGUGGUUGAUGAACUUCACUCAAACUUCAUCAUAGCUACUAUUGUAACCGGAUCCAGGAGAAGUAGCAAGGCAGUCAUACCAAGGAUCGAUAUGGCACCGAGCGAGACACAGCUGCCAUUCAUACUCAAGAGAAGACAGUUUCUGGCUCUUCUUUCGUUUGCGAUGACAAUCCACAGGUCACAGGGCCAGUCAUUUGACAAGGUAGGUGUUUAUCUGCACAGCCCAGUCUUUGUGCAUAGUCAGUUGUAUGUAGCUCUGUUGAGAGCGUGCCAUGCAAACGGUCUAAGGGUGUAUGUUGCUGACAAUGGGGACCAAGGAAAGCAUGAGGAUAGUAAAGUAUACGCAAGAAAUGUUGUGUACAAUGAGCCAUUAGAAUGA
Vavraia culicis subsp. floridensis is the source of this 1071-nucleotide messenger RNA. RefSeq lists its product as uncharacterized. Lineage: Eukaryota; Fungi; Microsporidia; Pleistophoridae. The annotation marks the transcript as partial. The transcript has a single exon. The record is from RefSeq and is a predicted model, not a curated record.